AUGUUCACUUGCAAACGAUGUGAAGUUGAGUCCAGAGAUGGUGUCACAUGCUCAGUUUGUCAGGCGCAAUUUGAUUUUCCUUGCGCUGGAAUCACUGAAUGCGGAUGGAGAAGGCUCGGAGACCGUAAAUUGACGUGGAAGUGCCAGACCUGUAAGUCCACCCCAGUUGCGAGUCCACAAACAACUUUACUCAAAAUUCCGGCAAACAAAUCCAACUCAGCGGCCAGUCCUCAAACUCCACCAGCAGACAAUGAGAACAUCUUAGCCGAGCUAAAACGUCUAUCAACCCAAAUGGAGUCAUUGCCGGCGUUAAUCGAGAGUGUCAAUUCCAUGCACAAAGAACUCGCGGAAUUGAAAACCUUGAGGGCAGAUGUGUCAGAGGUGAAAUCAUCUGUUGAGUCCUUCAGCCAUCAAUUGUCAGUUUUGACAAAUAAAGUCUCAGGCCUGGAGGAUGAAAUUGAGACAAUGAAGAACGCCAGAGAAGAGAUUGCUAGUUUACAGGAUCGCGUUAAAAAACUCGAGAUGCAGCAGACUGAAAACGAACAAAGGUCCCGUAUGAACAAUAUUGAGAUCAAGGGAGUACCUAUGUCCAGCAACGAAAACCUGUUUGCAAUUUUAGAUAAAAUCGGUGAAACUAUUGGCCUAACUAUACCGAAAGAACAAAUAAAUUACAUAGCAAGAGUGCCGACGCGAGGUGACAAGCAAGCUAAGAACAUUAUCUGUUCAGUUCACAAUAGUUAUUUAAAGAACGACUUUGUUGCUGCUGCGAGGAAGAAUAAGAAGCUGAAUGCCGGAAAUUUGGGCCUACAGAGUGUCAACAGAAUUUACAUCAACGACCAUUUAACCCCGGAAAAUAAAAUUCUUUUGAAUAAAACUAAAGUUCUAGCUAAGGAACGUGGCUUCGAAUACGUGUGGGUCAGUGGAUGCAAAAUAUUAAUGCGUAAAAAUAACUCAUCUCCAAGACACCACAUCAAAACAGACCACGAUUUAAAAAAGUUUUUUUGUUAA
Molecule: messenger RNA, 1008 nt
Organism: Trichoplusia ni (cabbage looper)
Lineage: Eukaryota; Metazoa; Arthropoda; Insecta; Lepidoptera; Noctuidae
Exons: 1
Coding region: 1-1008 (335 amino acids)
Source: RefSeq, a predicted model, not a curated record